Messenger RNA from Papilio machaon (common yellow swallowtail), 2911 nucleotides. Its product is annotated as E3 ubiquitin-protein ligase RNF19B-like. Gene Ontology annotation, biological process: ubiquitin-dependent protein catabolic process; positive regulation of proteasomal ubiquitin-dependent protein catabolic process; protein polyubiquitination. The record is from RefSeq and is a predicted model, not a curated record. Gene Ontology annotation, cellular component: cytoplasm; ubiquitin ligase complex. Bases 412 to 2097 code for a protein of 561 amino acids. Gene Ontology annotation, molecular function: ubiquitin conjugating enzyme binding; zinc ion binding; ubiquitin protein ligase activity. NCBI's taxonomy places the organism in Eukaryota, Metazoa, Arthropoda, Insecta, Lepidoptera, Papilionidae. The transcript has 9 exons.
CUGUCAGUUGCGUGUAUUGUUGCGCUGAUAUCGCUUGGUUUUAGCGCAUUUAAUUUUGAUAAUCCAUUGCCAAUUUGUACAUACUUUAUAUUCAUCACUCGUAUCAACUUCUCGUUUUACUCUGCAAAAAACUUUCAUUGCCUACUGAUUGGACUUGAUAAAGAUGAUUUUUCUUGUGAGAUUCCAAUCCUUUUCUGUAAACUGCAUCUUUGUGUAGUAACGCUCUCGUAGGCACGUACUUAGCGCCUGGGCAUCAGCACUUUCUCUCGCUGAUGCUUUGCCAGUCUUGAGUAAUUGGUACUGUAGUUAUUUGUGUGCAGAGGGUCCAACGGAAAGCGACAUUGAAGUAACCGUAUGUUAGUGUAUGAAUAAAUAAUUUUAAGAAGUAUCGUGUAGUGUGAUGUGCCAGUGAUGGUUGAGCGGGACGGGAUGCGGCGCGGUGGCAGCAGCAGCGGAGGCGGCGGAGGGUGCAGCUGGGGCGGCGGCAUGCUUGGCCGCUGGUCCCUACGGCGCUUGUUGUUGGAUAGUCCACUUGUGGGUAGAAGGCUUGCACACUCAGUGUUGGAUCAAGGCGAUGCGCGACAAGCGAAGCAAACCGCCCCAGAACCCCCUACACAGAUCAGACAGUUUGUAGUACGAGUGGUCACCGAAGAUGAACUGCGUGCCGAAACGGUGGAGUGCCCUUUGUGCCUGUCACCGUUCAACCGCGGGUUGAUGGUGCGGCUGGCGUGGUGCUCGCACCGAUGCUGCGAAUCCUGCCUGCGACAAUACCUCGCUAUCGAGAUCUCAGAGGCCCGUAUGCCCGUCAACUGCCCCGUAUGCCAUGAGAACAUGCAUCCACAAGAUGUGCGUCGUAUCGUGGAUAACCAGACGUUGUACGACAAAUACGAGGAGUUUUCAGUGCGGCGCGCGCUCGCUGCAGACCCCGACACCAGGUGGUGUCCGGCGCCUGACUGCAGUUUCGCUGUGGUGGCGACCGGGUGCGCGUCGUGUCCGAAACUGACUUGCCAGGCGCCGGGGUGCGGCGCGUCUUUCUGCUACCACUGUAAGGCGGCGUGGCAUCCCACGCAGACGUGCGACGCUGCGCGCCGCAGCCGACAUCCGCCGCCGCGACAGCCGGCCCCGCAGCAAGCUGACAUGGAGCAUGGCGAGGUGAAGCCGUGCCCGCGGUGCUCGGUGCUGAUCGUGAAGGUGGAGGACGGCUCCUGCAAUCACAUGGUGUGCUGCGUCUGCGGCGCAGAGUUCUGCUGGCUCUGCAUGAAGGAGGUCUCCGAUUUGCACUACCUUAGUCCCAGCGGGUGCACGUUCUGGGGCAAGAAGCCGUGGUCACGCAAGAAGAAGUUACUGUGGCAGCUCGGCACACUGGCGGGCGCGCCGCUCGGCAUCGCCGUAGUGGCGGGCGUCGCCCUCCCCGCGCUGCUGGUCGGCCUGCCGCUGUGGGCGGGCCGCCGCGCGCACCGCCGCCUGCGCCGCGCCUCGCCCGCGCGACGCCGCGCCGCUGUAGCCGCCGCCGUCGCCGCCGCGUUACUCGUAUCCCCGCUGGUGGCGGGCCUCGCGGUGGGCAUCGGCGUGCCCAUCUUGCUGUUCUACGUGUACGGCGUGGUGCCGGUGUCGCUGUGUCGCGCUGGGGGCUGCGCCGCCGCCCCGCCGCCGCAGCCCUACGAGGAGGAGCGCGACGUCGCACCCGACGCGGACGCCGCCUCCAGACGACUCGAGCCCAGCAUCGGCGACGCAUCGCUGUCUGCGGGGUCGCAGCAGGCGGAGGCUCGCGCGCCCUCGCUGGCGGCGCUGGCGGGCUCCCUGGGCGGGCACGAGGCGCACUCGCCCUCGCCCGCCGCGCACCGCCUCGAGGUGACCGCGGACGUGGCCGCCGCCGACACCGCCAGCGCCGCCAGCGCAGCCUCCUGGCCCGACGACCUGCCCUCCACCUCCUCGCGCUCCGCCCGCCUCCGCAGCCUCUUUCUAUACGGCGCGCCCGCCCCGCCCGCACCGCCCGACCUCGAGGCGGGCACUUGCGCCCCGCCUCCUGCGCCGCACGACCCGCCCACAGCGCCGCACACCCCGCCCGCCGCCCUCCUAGCCACGGAUGCCUCGUAACGAACGCGAGCCGCACCCUCGCCGGCUUGCAGCACCACCUACAUCACGACCACAACCACAUCGAGUGAGAAGAUACAUGUAGAGAAGUGACUGUGUACACACAGCUAGGGUUGUGACCAGACGUCAUUGUGAUAUAUCGAGUGAGUCGAGUGCCGGAGAGAGACAGGACUGUCGAUAGUGUUUUAUGAGUGCGGUCGCCGAGAGAAUGAGCAAUUAUUUAAGAGUAAUUUGUGAAACGGCAAUUAAAUAUGUUUCAAUUAAUUUAUAGUCGUUACUUGAUUCAAUAGUGGAGUUAAAUUCGGCUCUUUUGGAGAACUAAGUCAUAGAUUAUAAAUAGUGAUUGAAUAAAACGAAAGCAACGAAUCGAAGUGGAGACAGUGUGAUCGAGCCAUUACGUAAAUAAGUUGAUUGCGAUAACUAUCGAUGUUUUUAAAUUAGAGUUUACGUUUAUCGAUAUGUGUCCCAUCUCUAGUCCUACCAUUCCAGAGGAUGUCGAGAUGAAGAGAUCGUGGCAGCUGUGAGCUGACUUAAGCUAUGUCUCAGUUGAACUUAAAGACACUUAAGUGCCAAGUGAAAUGUUUGAAUGUACCGAGUUUUGAGGAUCUCUUCGGGGUUUAUUUAGUUAGCUGUUUGAGACAUGACAAAUAAUUUUUAAUAUGAUUGGCUGAUUUGGGCCCCUUUAAGUUCACGAUAACAAAGCAAGAACAAUAUCUAUUCCUAUAUUCUUUCUUUUCUAAAAUUUAUGUAACUAUUUCUUAAUAUUUUACUUUUAAUGUUUCUUUUAUAACUAAAUGUGAACACUCUCUCACUCUAA